UCUAAACUUGUAUAAGGGUUAAAAAUAUAAGUAAUACGCCCGAAAAAUUCUAAGAACUCGUAAACAUGAAAGUAAGAAAAUGUCAUUGGGCAAUGUGCGCGAUAACGGUCGGAAUAAUCAUCGGCUGCAUUGUUAUGGUCGCAUUGAUACCUGGAUUCAAGCACGAAACUGUUAAAUUUAAGACAAUGUUGGUCAGCAUGGUGAUAGUCUUGUUCUUCCAAUACCUAAUCGGCGAUCCGAUCAAGUUUGUGAUCCUUUCCAUUGACCGGACAUUCUGGCCGCCGGAAGACUAUAUUCCCCCUCGAGAUGAUAAGGAAUAUGGAAACCCACGUAUGGAUUUCUUGAAGCAGCGUUUAAUAAGCCAGAAGAUAAACGUAAGAGUAACGUCAAAAUACAGGAAUUUUAAACUCAAUGAGCAAUACAAGAUGAUUUGCCACGAUCUCAUCACUUACGGGCAGUACUUCCUUUGUCUGAUGUGUUUGAUUCUUAUUAAUAGGGAUGAGACUAUUUAUCAUAAUACCCGGAUUAUUACGGAUUUGUUUAUGUAUAACCACACGGAUUACACAGGUCUCAAGGAGGUGUACUUUCUGAAUCAGCUUUACGACUUUAUUGAAUCCACGAUGGUGGUAGCUUUCAAUUCAAAUUCGAGUGAUGGAACUGCUCCGGGUUGGGUUCAUGCCGAGCAAACGGUCCUCCUGGGAGUAAUACGAUUGCGACAGCUGCGAGUGGUUGAUCCGAAAAUUGGCUUGGAUCCACCGGAGUUCUCAGAAUUGUAUUAUAUGCCGGAUUGGCAAUUACCAUACAGGCGACUGCACUAUGCUGAAAAAUAUUGGCGGAUCUACGAACCCUGGAUUCCCGUAACGGUGAGCUUCGAGUUUCUGGACGGCCUGCUCAUGAACUUCAACCACCAAGGCUACCUCAACGAAUACCCGGAGCUCAUGGGCUACGUGAGUCUGCUGGCCAGAAGUGCGGCGAAUAGUAUGAAGGUAUUGGACUACCUCUCCGAAUAUCACUGGCUGACGCUGAACACCUCAGCGGUGUUCAUCGACUUUACGCUGUACAACGUGGACGUGAAUCUUUUUAGUAUUUGCACUUUGCGAUUGGAGAAGACCCCAUUUGGUGGCACAGUGCCGGAUGUGAAGGUGGAGAGCGCUAAGCUCCUUGAGGACGUGGAUCAGUUGCCAUAUACUGGGUUACUCGCUUUGCUUAUCUAUGCGGUAGUCUUUAUACAGUUCGCCCAGUCGUUGGCAGUCAAGCUGUGGUUUGAACCGAAAUCACUGAGCGUUAUUUGGAAUAAGAUAGAUCUGUUGAUCUUCGUGGUGAAUUUAAUGGUGGUGGUGCUGGUGAUUCUUCGAGAGACCCUAGUGGCUAGGAUGAUGAAGAAGGUCGAGGGUGCCAGUAAGAUGGAGUUCAUUGACUUUCGGCGGCCAUCGCGCUUGCAUCAGUUUACCAUGGUCGGGAUUGGCAUUCUCAUAUGUAUCACCACGCUAAGGCUUUGGCGCGUCUUGCAAUUCUCCAGCAUUUUUGAGCUGUUCACGAAGACCCUCUAUCUGGCUUGGUCAGCGGUGGUCAGCACGGCCAUCGCCAUCGUUAUAUUCCUGAUGGGGUUCUGCUUUGCCGUCGUCACCAUAAACGGCAAUAAUAGCGACAACUUUAACAGGUUCCUCAAAAGCAUGGUUAUGUGCAUGUGCUUCUCCUUUGGAUUCAGCGCUCAAGUAAAGCCCUCGGAAUUGUUUCACGGCGGUAUAUGGUUGGGCAUUCUUUUAUAUGGUAUUUUGGCCUUUGUCAUCAUCGUGCUCCUGAUCAAUGUAUUUGUGUCCGUGAUAAAUGACUAUUUCACCAUCGCCAAGACCAUGAGGGACUCGCAGAAAGAUAAUCGGAUUAAUUUCUUUCAGUUCCUGCGCGUUGAGUAUACGGGCUUCUUUGAUUACAUUCAGAAUUUGCCAUGCUGGCGUCGAAAUUACGUCCGGCAUAACCGAACGGUAGCACAGAAUGUGAAUCGAAAACUAGUUGAAAUGGAUGCGAAGAGGUUAAUGAAACAGAGGCAGCGACGAGGCAUUCAAGUGGAAGAUCAUCAACCGGAAUAUGAGGUACAGUUGGCGUAUCUAGAUCAUGGUGAACGGAUAAUCAACGUGGGCAACAUCCUGACUUCCCAGGUGAAAUUACUCAGUAUGCUUUUAUUCGAUGAUUAUAAGGAAGAGCAAGUUCGGCCGGAAUUCCAGAAUCCUGAUGCGUAUACAGACAGACCACCAAAGGGAAAAAAGACCAAUGAUGAAGCAGACGCCUAAAAGAUUGGAAU
Messenger RNA from Drosophila eugracilis, 2299 nucleotides. Its product is annotated as polycystic kidney disease 2-like 1 protein. The transcript has 2 exons. Lineage: Eukaryota; Metazoa; Arthropoda; Insecta; Diptera; Drosophilidae. Bases 66 to 2288 code for a protein of 740 amino acids. Gene Ontology annotation, molecular function: calcium ion binding; calcium channel activity. The record is from RefSeq and is a predicted model, not a curated record. Gene Ontology annotation, cellular component: membrane. Gene Ontology annotation, biological process: detection of mechanical stimulus.